UAGGCUUUUGUUGUUGGUUUGUUUUUGUUGGUUUUCCAUUCGUUUCGUUUUCAAUGUUCUUUCGUUUCAUUCUCCUCUUCUUUUCGACGCAGCACUUUUAUCUCAACAAAAUGAGCUCUGGAUUAUUGUUUUCAGAGGUUAUUGUUGCGUUGUCGAAACCUCUUGCCUCUGACGAUGGUGCAAGUCAAGCCAGGGAUGCCGCUGCUCGGUUUGGUGAGCGUCGCGACACUGCUGCUGCUACUGCUCGGCGCGCCGUCGGAGGUCGCUGCAGACUCGGCGUGCCGCUUUGCUGGGCAGUACACCACCAGCCAGAUCUACUCGGACGCGUCUCUCCGCGCGCAGUUUGUCUCGCAGUGGCUCAGCCAGGAGGCCAACUUUGUGCGCCACGCCGGAGUCGACCCGCUCACUGGGCUCACCCUCGACGGCCAGCGACUCGACGUCAAGACAGGCCUCCCGCUCGGACUCCCGCACCAGUUCACAGCCGCGAGCAAGGAGAGCCUCCAUCUGGCCAUCCUGGCGCGCGUGCUCUGGGGUGACGGGCGAGCCAGCGUCUUUUACUCGGUCGACGAGGCACUCCAAGUGCUCGACACCAAGAUGACCUCGCUCGAGAAAUUCGCUGCAAAGUACCCGGGCUUUGCCGGGUUUCUCCCGUGGGUGUACGUCGUCGAUGGCGAGCUGACCCCGACCGACGAUUUCGUCAACAAAGUCCCCGCGCUGGACAAUGGCGAAAUGUUCUGGGGCGCAUUUGCCGUCGCUGAAGUGCUUCGCGAUCGCUAUCCCGCGCAACAGCCGCUGCAGGCGCGCUGGGAAAACUUUUGGCAAACCAUGGCAAACAACUCGGCCAGGGUCUUUUACAACGGCAACGGUCUUGUCCGUGCAGUCACCGUCCUGACCAACCAGAGCCUCCCGCCGUCCAUGAACACGUACUCCCUCCCGCCCGGCCCGUGUGUCAACUGCUUUCUGACAGACCCCUAUGAAGGCGAGCUGUUUGUGAUCAUGAUGUACGUGUUUGGCGGUCUGACCAAUAUUGACGGCACGUUGCUCUGGGCAAACAAGGCCCCCAUGAUUCAGCCCGUGGACUUGCAAAUCCCGCAGUCGAAUGCCACGUUCACCGUCCAGCGAGGCUGGUGGUUUUCGUCCCACGAAACCUGGAAGUACAUGAUGCUGCCUUACGUCCUCUCGCCCACGAACUACCGAGUCUUCCUCAAUGGCGAGCGUGCACGCACCCACUUUUCUGCCAAUUCGAACCCCGCCAUCAGCGGACUCUUUGCGUCGGUGAGCGGCUGGGCUGCGACCAACGACCAAGACACUGGCUACUUUUCCGACUGCGGCAUUCAGCAGAUUGCCUUCAACAAUGUGACCCACGACAUGCUCGUCACCCCAUACGGCGCCUUCCCAGUCAUUCUCGCGAGCCAGCCGGAGGGAUUUGCAUGGCUCCACAACAUGAUUUCCGCGCAGCGCGGUCAGAACUGCUUUGGCACAACCGAGUCCAUGCUGUUGAACGGAUCGUACGUUUCGCCGUUGGUGACGUGGGAUUCAAAGAUUACCACUGUGGUUGCGGCCCUUGGUGGCAUUUCCGACAUUACCGAGUGGUAUCUCGGGGCACGGGGCAAGCUCAGUGAUUGGACCUUCCAAGUGGAGGUCCUGUGGAGCCAAGCUUUUACUCUGCCGCUCAAGGGCGAAGACCUCCCGUACGCGCUUCCUCAAUCGACAAUUCCCGUGUUGGCAGACGACUUUACGAGCUGCAGUGCCAGCUCUUCGCCCUGUGUUUUCAAAGUCUGAACAAGCAUGAGUAGAACUUUUGAUUACACGUCCAUGAAGUGUGUGGAUUGUUUUGUUUGCAAUGUCAUGUGUGGUCUGUGCAUCAGUUUUGUAUUUGUGUCGACUUGAUGUGAACUGCAGAGCGCAAUAGUGCCACGACAACAACCAGUUCCCAUCGCAGAA
Capsaspora owczarzaki ATCC 30864 is the source of this 1944-nucleotide messenger RNA. RefSeq lists its product as hypothetical. Bases 175 to 1782 code for a protein of 535 amino acids. Lineage: Eukaryota; Filasterea; Ministeriida; Capsasporidae. The record is from RefSeq and is a predicted model, not a curated record. The transcript has 2 exons.